CGGCGAGCGAAGGGCGGGACCAAGGCCAAGAGCCCGGCAGUUACGCCACUCACACUUGCGGAAGAGUUGACGGGACAGCGGUGCAGGCCAAUCGCAACCAGUCCUCUGGAGGCAGGGAGACUGGGGUGGAGACUUCGGAGACUGCAGUUGCAGUUGUUCCGUGUAGGCUGUUGUUGACUCUCGUAUGAAAGCCCACGCGAUCCAAGUGCCCUGCAGGUUUUGGUCCAGGGAAAAGUUGGUCUCUGCAGAUGACUGUAAAUGACUACCUGGAGGUCGAUUAAAGUGCAGUACUGCGGGAUUCAGCCGAUUUCCUUCUUCCUCUGACUGCCCGGAAAUAUCAGCCAAAGGCCAGCGGUUUGUCGAAGAUAAGAUGGUUGUAGAUGUGUGCCCACAUGGUAUAUGAUUUCACAAAAGAUUGAAUAAAGAAGCAGUUCUAAGGACAUAUGGAAUUGGCUAUGGAUAAUUCAUAUGCUUUCAAUCAACGAAGCACCUGUAAUGGAAUUCCAUCUGAGAAGAAAAACAACUUCCUUGUAUCAGAAGAUCAUGGACAAAAAAUCUUAAGUGUACUACAGAAUUUUAGAGAACAAAAUGUCUUUUAUGAUUUCAAAAUAAUUAUGAAAGAUGAAAUAAUCCCAUGUCAUCGUUGUGUGUUAGCAGCAUGCAGUGACUUUUUCAGGGCUAUGUUUGAAGUAAACAUGAAAGAAAGAGAUGAUGGAAGUGUUACCAUUACUAAUUUGUCCUCCAAAGCAGUAAAAGCAUUUCUUGAUUAUGCCUAUACUGGAAAAACAAAAAUAACAGAUGAUAAUGUGGAAAUGUUCUUCCAGUUGUCAUCAUUUCUUCAAGUUUCCUUCCUAUCCAAAGCUUGCAGUGACUUUUUAAUAAAAAGUAUUAAUCUUGUCAAUUGUUUACAGUUAUUAUCUAUAUCAGAUAGCUAUGGCUCCACCAGUUUGUUUGAUCAUGCAUUACACUUUGUACAACAUCACUUUUCUCUAUUAUUUAAAUCCAGUGAUUUCUUAGAGAUGAAUUUUGGAGUACUACAAAAAUGUCUGGAAUCAGAUGAAUUAAAUGUUCCCGAAGAAGAAAUGGUACUGAAAGUUGUCCUUAGUUGGACUAAACAUAACUUAGAAUCAAGGCAAAAGUAUCUGCCUCAUUUGAUUGAAAAAGUAAGAUUGCAUCAGUUAUCUGAGGAGACACUUCAGGACUGUCUGUUCAACGAAGAGAGUUUACUCAAAAGCACAGACUGUUUUGACAUAAUCAUGGAUGCAAUUAAGUGUGUGCAAGGUUCUGGUGGACUCUUCCCUGAUGCUCGACCAUCCACAACUGAGAAAUAUAUAUUCAUUCACAAAACUGAGGAAAAUGGAGAAAAUCAGUAUACAUUUUGCUAUAAUAUUAAAACUGAUUCAUGGAAAAUACUGCCGCAAUCACACCUGAUUGAUUUGCCAGGAUCUAGUCUUUCAAGUUACGGAGAGAAAAUAUUCUUGACAGGUGGUUGCAAAGGGAAAUGUUGUAGAACGGUUCGACUGCAUAUUGCCGAGUCAUAUCAUGAUGCCACUGAUCAAACCUGGUGCUACUGUCCAGUCAAAAACGAUUUCUUCUUGGUAUCAACUAUGAAAACACCAAGAACCAUGCAUACAUCAGUUAUGGCUCUCGAUAGAUUAUUUGUCAUAGGUGGAAAAACUAGAGGAUCCCGGGACAUUAGAAGUCUUUUAGAUGUUGAAUCUUACAAUCCACUUUCCAAAGAAUGGAUAUCUGUUAGCCCAUUACCCAGAGGCAUAUACUAUCCAGAAGCAAGUGCAUGCCAAAAUGUAAUUUAUGUUCUUGGAUCAGAGGUAGAGAUUACAGAUGCUUUUAACCCAUCACUUGAUUGCUUUUUUAAAUAUAACGCUACAACUGAUCAGUGGUCUGAACUAGUAGCAGAGUUUGGACAAUUUUUUCAUGCAACAUUAAUUAAAGCUGUACCAGUAAACUGUACACUGUAUAUAUGUGACCUUUCCACCUAUAAGGUUUAUAGUUUUUGUCCAGACACUUGUGUUUGGAAAGGCGAAGGAUCUUUUGAGUGUGCAGGCUUUAAUGCAGGUGCAAUUGGAAUUGAAGAUAAAAUUUAUAUAUUAGGUGGUGAUUAUGCACCAGAUGAAAUCACAGAUGAAGUGCAGGUCUACCACAGCAACAGGUCUGAGUGGGAAGAAGUUUCACCAAUGCCUAGAGCCUUAACAGAAUUUUACUGCCAGGUGAUUCAGUUUAAUAAAUACAGAGACCCAUGGUUUUCUAAUCUAUGUGCUUGAACAUUCUAAAACGAGUCCAGUUCUAGUAACGUAAACUUGUUAACCAAAAUGAUAGGUAAAAAGGUCUAUACAUCUUAAUGGAAUAAAACGUUCCUGCUUUUAGUUAUUAUGUAUGUACACCAUAUAUAAAUAAACAGUUUCCCAAAACUUAAAAUACAAAAUAUAUUUUACCAAAAAUUAUAUUGAAUGUAAUUUAACCUUGGGGAAUCCAGAAUACUUAGUAUUUUCUCACGAAACUACAAAUCAUAGACUCUGACACUUUAAUUUUUAAAGUAUUCUGUCCAUAAAAGAUUUGUAGUAUUUAGAUGGGAGAAAUCUCUUGAGAGAGUAAAAAUAAAUUACACUGCAUCUUAUAUGAAGUAAAAAAUAAAUUAGAGGUGAGAAUCUUGUUACUGCGGGUAUGAGUUGUUUAAUUCCUAUCAUUUGUGAUGAUUGGUUAACUUCUUUUAGGUACGCUUUUUAUCCUUUUUUAGUUCAGAAAUAAUUUUCCCAGCUUUCUAAACAGUACACUAAACAUAGUUUAACUUUUUUUAAUGACUCAUUUUUUUCAUUAAGAGCAUAAUGUACCAUGUUAUAAUGCCAUUAGCAGUUACUUAAAUGCUUUAAAAAUUGCUGAUUCUAUUAGUUUUCAGUGUCAGUUGGUUUCAAUUUCUAGCUCGCUCUCUCUUUCUCUCUCGUUUUCUGGUUCAAACUUAGUAAAUUACCAUUCUGGAUUUAAUUAGUAGUUCUAGGUUACACCUGGCCUGAGUUUAUGUUAGCAUGUAACCCUCAAUGGGAAAUUUUUGGAUUCUGGGAUGUUAGUACUAAAAUACUUUUUAUGUAUCACUGCUAGAUUCCAGCCUAAUUGAGGACAUAGAAAAUUGACCUCUAAUUAAGUGGAUCGUUAUUAUUGCAUUUCUUAAGCUUUGUCUAAAUUUGAGCUACAUAAAACAUUUCAGGAUUUAAAUUAGUACCAUAUCAAUUUUCUGUGAUGAUGUAUACCAACUAUAAAGCACCUUGUUGGUUUACUACUUCAGUAAAUUAUUCUCAGUGAAUUACUUUCUAAAUUAAAAAAAAAAAAGACUUGGCUAUUGGUAUUGAUAAUAGUAUUCACAACCUGCGUCUGUUAAGAUGUUUGAUCUUUAACACAAGCAAUGUAAGAGUACUGUUGUCAUUGUUCUCAGGGAGGUGAUUCUGCCUUCCAAGAAUAUAUGUUUCUUUAAUCAGUUUAAAAGAUAAAAGGCAUUUUGGGUUUUAAGACCCCUGCUUUACAUCUCAGGUAAUGUGUAGAUUGUAUUUCUCUGGAACCAAAUGUAGUUUUCUACACUCAGUUGUAAAUGUUAAUCUUUCUCAAAUGUGCACAUUCUUUAAAAGUGUGUUCCUAAGUAGAAAUAUACUUAAAUGAAGAUUCUCUUAUUUUAUCAUAUAAAUUUAUGCAACCAUAAGUUUCAAAUGUAUUUUUCAAAAUGGAAUGGAAUAUUAGAGUACAUUUUCAUGAAGUUUAAAAAUCAAGGAAUGUUCCUGAUUAGAUGAUAUAUUUGUAAGGAGUAUUCUGUAAAAUUGGUGGCCUUCCUAUCUAAGCACAUGAGUAGUUGGCUCUGCACUUUGUGUUUUUAAAAAAAUGGAAAAUUCAUUGGAGGCUUUUGUUUGUGUGUGUGUGGCUUUGAAAACAAAUUAUUUGAGAAAGACCAUAACACAGUGAAUAACCUAUGUGUGGAUUUACUGAACUGUUAAUUUAAGCAUAUAUAUUAAUAGGGUAUGUUUAAAAUAAAUAUUGUUUUCAUCACUGACUUUAGGAAUUGUUCAUCUAUUUCAGAAAGGAGAAACCGAAAAUCAAAUCCCUUUUUGAUAUUGCUUCAUUGUUCUAUCAUCUUCUUGAUUUCCACUACUGUUCUGAUUGGCCUUUGCUUUAUGCUAGUGUUUCCAGAAACAUUCUUGUUAUCAAAGCCUAGGUGGCUCCCUCUGCAUUUGAUUUAAUACAUUUUCUAAUGCAGAAGGUUUUCUGCCCUAGUUGUUUUUUUUUAAGUAAUUACUGUGGGUUACUUUUUAAUCAUUUUCACUGAUUGCCAUCCCUUUACAUCUGUACCUUUGUUCUCUCCACCAAUUAUCACUGCAAGGAAGAUACUCUGUCUAAUCAAAAAACCUCCAACUCUUUGCGUACUGUUUUUUUUUCUGGUCACCAUAGCAAUCUGUGCUAGACUCCACUCCACUAACUCCUCUCCUUUCAUAUUUUGCCUCUCCUUAUAAAGAUAGCACUUUCAUUUGAUCUGUCUGCCUUAUUGGAGAAUGGUUUUGUGUCUUCAAAGUCCUCAAGGAACUCAACCACACAGGAGCAAUGACUACACUCUGGUUAUAUCCUCUGGUCUUGUUAAUGACUGUGGCUUCACUGUCUAAGAACCAUAUGUGUUAUUCUGACUUCACCUUCCUUUCUGGAUUUCUGACCUGCAAAUCUCAGUGAUCCAUCCAGUCUAUUCUCAGUACCUCCAGAAAGAGCUGUUUUUUCUGUCUGUGAGGUUAGGUAAGAGAAAAUAACAUCUUUUAAUGGGCUCUUCCCUUAGUCUUUUUAAAAGUCUGUUUUCCUUUCAUUAUAUUCUUCAGCCAGUGCUACAGUGCAAGAGGCAAAAUAAUUAUGCUCAUUAUCCGGAUUGCUAUCAUUCCUGUGGAAAAAUUCUAUUUAACGUUUCUAAAUCCAUUACCAUUUGUCUUGCUCCACUACAUUUGCAUUAUGCAUGCCAAAAAUAUUUUAAUAUUGUAAUGUCUUCUAAAAUUGAAAGUAGGUAUAUGGCAUUAUUAAAUACAAAAAAGAGUAUAUUUAACACAUGAGAUCCAUUCAAAGUUAAUGGACAUUCCUAAAAUGUGGAGCACCUUUUGUUCAUCUACACCCUUUGAAACUAAGUAGUAUGAGGAAUAUUUGCAUAAUCAAAGCUAACUAUUUUCCCAUAAUCAGCUCUGGUCUGGGGAGUGAAGGAGGUCGUUAUCACAGCAAUAUUCAUUACGUGCUACCCUUGAAAGCUAGAUUAGUAUUCAAGAGCGACCACAUGCUGCAAUAUGAUUCCAUAUUUCUCAGAUACCAAGAAGAGCAAUUGAAUAUAUGUUCAGUGUGCUUAUUAGCUCAAGGUAUACCAUUUGAAAAUCAGAAUUAAGCGCAGAGGGAUACAUCUGUUUACAUUUUGAGAUUUGAAUGCAAUAAAUAUCAUAAUGUAAUGAUUAGUUGAAUAUAUAAUGUAACUUUAAGAUCAUCAUGCUCAGUUUAAUUGGAUCUAGUGUUGUGGAAACUCUUAUUUAGAAUUGAAAGUAUAAAUCUCAAAAAUGUUUUCUGAGGGGGCAGCUCUGAAUGGCAACCUAAACACAAAGGCUGAAAAUUAUAGGAAGCGUAUUUCUGUCCAGUGUAAGAAACAACUUUAUAAAGUCAUACUUUAGAAUGAAACCAGUUACCCAAAACUGUGGCAUAUGGAAGAUCAUUAGCUUAAUAAUUUCCUAUAUGAAAGAGCGUGACCAAAGAUUUCUACAUUCUAUUUAUACAUCUCAAUCGCCAUCAUUUCUGAUAUAUGUUUUCUCCUCCAACUUAUUUAGCAUUUUAGGCAUUGUGAAUAACUUGAUUCAGUGGUUCUUGAUACUCACGAUUUUUCAAUAGAAACUGAGUCUUAAAACUACACCAC
Piliocolobus tephrosceles (Ugandan red Colobus) is the source of this 5920-nucleotide messenger RNA. It is a transcript of the gene KBTBD3, whose product is annotated as kelch repeat and BTB domain containing 3. Bases 444 to 2282 code for a protein of 612 amino acids. The record is from RefSeq and is a predicted model, not a curated record. The transcript is spliced from 5 exons. Lineage: Eukaryota; Metazoa; Chordata; Mammalia; Primates; Cercopithecidae. Gene Ontology annotation, molecular function: protein binding.